GAUCUUUGGCUUUCCAUUGCCAUCAAAACCGACAUCGUAUAGAUUUCGGGGCCAUUUGCGUUUCUCGGAGAGGGAGACGAACGUGAGAGAAGAGAACGGGAAGGAGAGCAAAGAUGAUGUCCGGCGGGAACUACACGAACAUCGAUAGCCAGAAAGUCUCUGGAUCUGUUCCUGCUGUUCCAGAUCCAGGUCAUGUCUCCGUCAAAUUCACAGAAUCUAAUCUUCAGACAUUUCCCCCAUCCGCAACUCAGGGCAAGAUCUCCGGAGGUUCUAAUCCUCCUCGAGAUGCUGACGAUACAUUUUCUAGGCCUGUGAAUGGUACAGAUGAGCCCCAGCCUGGUGGUUGGCUCCAUAAAUUCACAAUCGGUGCUUACAAGCCAUACUUUGAUGUUGACACCUCGGAUGUAUUAGAGAGACUCAGAGAAUCGCUAUUUCCGUUCAGAGGAACAUUUACAGAAAAGACAGCGAACAGCCCUGACCUGUACGGUCCGUUCUGGAUAUGCACAACCUUGAUAUUUGUAGCAGCAUCCAUCGGGACAUUCGUCACAUACAUAGCACACAAGUGGAAGAAACAAGAAUGGGACUAUGACAUUAAUCUGGUGACUUGGUCAGCUGGAGUGUUCUAUGGCUAUGUCACCAUCGUUCCUCUCGCAUUGUACGUCGUUCUCAAGUACUUCUCCGCACCGUCAGGCCUUGUCCAACUGUUCUGUCUCUAUGGCUACUCCUUAUUCGUCUUUAUUCCCGCAUUGUGUCUAUCCAUCGUGCCGUUGGAGAUAUUCAGAUGGGUGAUAGCAGGUGUAGCGGGAUUCAUGUCGGCGACAUUCGUGGCGCUGAAUCUGAAAGCGCACAUCAAUUCGGCGGGGGAGAGAUGGUUCCUGAUCGUCGCCAGUAUCUUUCUCCUUCAGCUGGCGCUUGCGGUGGUGUUGAAGCUGUAUCUGUUCACCGUCACAGUAUGAUGAACAACACCUCAAAAGAGGAAUGCCCUUUUUUGCAGAGAGAGGUAUGAUUCUGAAUUUGUCGAUCCAAGGUUUGUCUGUUCCCAUUUUUUGUACUCUCUCUGAAACUCCUGGUUCCAAAAAUGCAAGAACAAGACAAAUUAUACAAUUGUUAUGGAGAUAUAUAUACGCUCAGUUGACUUUGUUGUAGAAACAGUAAAAUAAAAAUCGAUUUGUGUUUUCUUUCA
Tarenaya hassleriana is the source of this 1183-nucleotide messenger RNA. Its product is annotated as protein YIPF1 homolog. Gene Ontology annotation, cellular component: Golgi apparatus; membrane. Bases 114 to 956 code for a protein of 280 amino acids. Gene Ontology annotation, biological process: vesicle-mediated transport. The record is from RefSeq and is a predicted model, not a curated record. Gene Ontology annotation, molecular function: small GTPase binding. The transcript has 6 exons. NCBI's taxonomy places the organism in Eukaryota, Viridiplantae, Streptophyta, Magnoliopsida, Brassicales, Cleomaceae.